AUGGGUUCGGACCCCCGCACCGCGAGGUGCGGGGGAUUGCCAUGGCUCCGCACCGCGAGGUGCGGAGGUCUCAGUGACCCCCGCACCGCGAGGUGCGGGGGAUUGCCAUGGCUCCGCACCGCGAGGUGCGGAGGUCUCAGUGACCCCCGCACCGCGAGGUGCGGGGGAUUGAGAUGGCUCCGCACCGCGAGGUGCGGAGGUCUCAGAGACCCCCGCACGGUGCGGGGGUCUCUGAGACCUCCGCACCUCGCGGUGCGGAGCCAUCUCAAUCCCCCGCACCUCGCGGUGCGGGGGUCACUGAGACCUCCGCACCUCGCGGUGCGGAGCCAUGGCAAUCCCCCGCACCUCGCGGUGCGGGGGUCUCUGAGACCGCCGCACCUCGCGGUGCGGGGGUUUCAGAACCCUCCUCCCCCACCUUAG
Diospyros lotus (date-plum) is the source of this 420-nucleotide messenger RNA. RefSeq lists its product as uncharacterized. The record is from RefSeq and is a predicted model, not a curated record. The transcript has a single exon. Bases 1 to 420 code for a protein of 139 amino acids. NCBI's taxonomy places the organism in Eukaryota, Viridiplantae, Streptophyta, Magnoliopsida, Ericales, Ebenaceae.